Molecule: messenger RNA, 2298 nt
Organism: Thyridium curvatum
Lineage: Eukaryota; Fungi; Ascomycota; Sordariomycetes; Thyridiales; Thyridiaceae
Exons: 6
Coding region: 1-2298 (765 amino acids)
Biological process (GO): iron ion transport; intracellular iron ion homeostasis; copper ion import
Cellular component (GO): plasma membrane
Molecular function (GO): ferric-chelate reductase activity
Source: RefSeq, a predicted model, not a curated record
AUGCGGCUCACACUCUUUCCCGGGCUGUUAGCCGCCUCGCUGCUGGCGUCAUGGCCGGCCCCGGCUCAGGCCUGGCGCCCGACCGACCGGGCGGGGCCCAUGUGCUUCGACGCGUGCCAGAUGACCCUGCGCGAACCCUUCUUCGAGGACGUGCGCAAGGGCUCCUCCAAGACGGCGCGCAACUGCCUCAGCCGCCUCGCGCUCACCUCGCUGUACCUCUGCCUCGAGGUGCACUGCCGCCCGGAGUCUCGAGCGCCAGGGCUCGCCGCGCGCAACGAGUCAUGCGUGCGCAGCCUGCAGACGCCCAUCCUGCCGUACGACAUCAUCGCCAACUACACCGACGAUGUCGUAGCGGGCCUGCGGCACGUCACCGACGACGAGGUCGACCACAUCCUCGUGCUCAACGAGGUCGUGCUGCCGUCGGAUGAGUUUUAUGCCGACGCCCACGACACGCUCGCUGCGGUGGCUUAUGUGCACAAGUACCACUAUCUCUAUGGUGGCGCUGUCCUAGCCUAUUGGGUGUGUGUUGUCGCCAUCGGCCUGCUAAGUCGCGUGGUGGCUGCGGUGUGCAUGGUCAGGCGAAGAGACUGGCGACCUGUACCACAGAGGGAACAAUUCGAGAGUGACGAUCCAGCUUCGGAAGCCAAGACUAUCGCCUGGACGAGCAGACCGAGCCUAUGGCUGAGGCGGCAUUUGACUGUCCCGGCAACGUUUGGCUACAAGUGCGCUCAGAAUGUUGGAUGGUGCACUGUCCCGCCAAGGAUACAGAGCUUGACCAUUGCGGCUUUCAUUCUCCUCAACACCUUCUUUUGCAUUCAUGGAUACACAGUCUUUGAAGGCAAUCUUUAUUUCGGAACCAUCUCGAAACAGAUCUGGCGCUAUCUGUCAGACCGUACCGGCAUCAUCUCGUUCGCCAACUUCCCCAUAAUCUGGCUCUUUGGGAUGCGUAACAACGUGAUGAUGUCCCUGACUGGCUGGGACUUUGGCACCUACAAUAACUUUCAUCGCUGGGUGGCCCGUGUGGCUACGUUACAGGCAGUCAUCCACUCGGUCGGCUAUACCUAUCUCAUCUUUGAAGAUGGCGGCUGGCAAUACUUCAAAUACUUCCUGGCCCAAUUCUACUUCUGGACUGGUGAAUUGGCUACCAUAUUUAUGUGUUUCAUCCUCAUCUUCUCGGUGUUCUGGCUGCGCCGGAAUCUUUACGAGCUAUUUCUCAUUGUGCAUAUCGUGCUUUCAGUCUUGGUUCUCAUCACCAUGCUGGGACACGUCUCUAUUUUCAAAGGCCGUUUUGACUUCCUCUUCUGGAUCCCGGCCGUGAUCUGGAUCUUGGACCGCAUCUUUCGAGGUCUUCGUGUCGUUGCUUUUAAUCGCAAAUUCUGGAACACACCUGCUACCGCCACAUACAACCCAGAGUCGAACAUCAUCCGACUUAGCAUCCCUUACCAUACCAGCUUCUAUCAACCCAAACCGGGUACCUUCUAUUACCUUCACGUCCUCAAUGACAUACGCUUCUGGGAAUCACAUCCAUUUACCGUAGCAUCUACGACAGCCACCCGCCAAGUCCUCGGCGGCCACGCCGCAGACCAGGACGCCGCGCUCGGCGACGAAGCGCCACUGCUGCUCAGCGGCGGCGUCGGCUCCGACGGACCCGCCGGCAAGGCCCCGUCGACAAUGACCUUCCUCAUCCGGCCCUACGACAGCUUCACGGCCCGGCUGCGCGACAGCGCGGCCGCGGCCUGGCCCAAGCCGGCGCACCUGCGCGUCCUCGUCGACGGGCCGUACGGCCACACGCAGCCCUUCCACCGCUUCGACCACGUGCUCUUCGUCGUCGGCGGCAGCGGCAUCGUCGUCCCGCUCUCGCACAUGGCCGGCCUCGACGCGCCGCGCUCCGUUCGCAUCGUCUGGGCCGCCCGCGAGCGGGGCUUCGCCGCCGAGGUCCUGCGCGAGGACUUUGGCGACUCCCUGGACGCCGCCGUGGCGACGCGCGCCGUGGACGGCGGCGCGGGCGAGCGGCUGUCGCUGGACGUGUACAUCACGAAUAAAGAAGAGGUAGACGAGGAGGGCGGCGAGGAGCAGUCCUCCGCGCUGCGGCUGCCUGAGGGCGUGAGGAUGCUGUCUGGACGGCCUGACGUCGCUGGCGAGGUCGAGGCCGCGGCGAGGGCGGCGCAGGGCGGAAGUCUGGCGGUUGUUGCGUGCGGGCCGCCGAGGAUGGCGGACGAUGCGCGGAGGGCGGUCGUGAGCGUGCUGGGCCAGGGUUUUGUUGGGGUGGAGUACUUUGAGGAGAGCUUCACUUGGUAA